This is a messenger RNA of Pelmatolapia mariae (spotted tilapia), 843 nucleotides long. RefSeq lists its product as uncharacterized. Lineage: Eukaryota; Metazoa; Chordata; Actinopteri; Cichliformes; Cichlidae. Gene Ontology annotation, cellular component: plasma membrane. The record is from RefSeq and is a predicted model, not a curated record. The transcript is spliced from 8 exons. Bases 1 to 843 code for a protein of 280 amino acids.
AUGAGAGGAUACCGAGGCGUUAAGUACACCUUAUUCAUCUUCUGCUACUUCUUUUGGGUUGUGAGUGCCAUACUUAUAGCAGUGGGGAUCUAUGCUAAGAUCGCCAGAGAGAAAGAUGUGGUUGACACCCUGACGGUUGAUCCCGCUCUGCUGUUGAUCGUCGUCGGCUCUGUGAUGUUCCUCAUCACGUUCCUCGGAUGUUUCGGGGCGCUGCGUAACACCAUCUGCCUGCUGAAGAUGUUUUUGGGACUCCUGGUGGCCAUUUUACUCUUGCAGAUCGCAGCUGCAUUCGUGGGAUACUUUUUCACUCAUACGGUGAUGGAGAGAACUGAGAGGCUGAUGAUGAAGGCAAUUGAACGAUACAGGGAGGACCAAGACCUGGAGAACGCCAUUGACUUCAUCCAGAAGAAGUUCCAGUGCUGUGGAGUUGAAAGCUAUAAAAACUGGUCCCGUAACGCCUACUUUGAGUGUUCGGACACCAACCCGAGUCUGGAGGCCUGUGGAGUUCCCUUCUCCUGCUGCAUUCGCUUGCAGAACCAGACUGUACUGAACACCAUGUGUGGUUAUGGGAUGCAGCAGCUGGCGGAGAAACUGGCCCGUCAGGACAUAUUCACCAUCGGCUGCCUGGAUAAAAUUGUCUGGUGGGCCAAACACAAUCUGCUUCUGGUGGCUGGUCUGACCGCCGGCCUGCUGCUGCUCGAGGUCUGCAUGAUAGCUUUGGCUGCUGUUCAGAUCUGCUGGAUAAAAAACGUCCUACAGCGACAGGAGAGGAAAGCAGCUCAAAGCAAAUCGCAGAGGAAGGAGAGCCUCUGGUUUCCUCCUUUUGCAGACUUUGAUGAUUAA